AACCAGCUUAAUUCUUCUCAUUUUCUAUUGCUACUCAUUUCUCUAUUUUUCUUUCCUCUGCAAUGGAAAGUAAAACACCAAACACCAUCUCAACUUCUCUUCCAGUAGCUGGAUUUGUUGGUAUCCCAAUAUUUCACAAAAUUCUCAACUGGGUACCCAAAAUUCAGUUACGAUAUUCAAGUUUUCGAUCUCUUCUCCAACUGAAACAUGGUUUUGGAAUUUGGGUUGAGAUGAAAAACCACUGUCCUGAACUAGCAAGCAAGCAGGUGUUUUUGGAGGAUAAUGAAGGAGAUGAUGAGAAACUAAGCAGAAAAGAUAUGGAGAUGGUGAUGGAGAACUUGGGAAUUUUUUGUAACCCAAAUGAUGAGACACUUGAAGAGAGAUUAGGAUAUGAGGAGUUUUCAGUUCUGUUUGAGAAUGAGGAACCAAGCUUGGAGGAGGUGAAGGAAGCUUUUGAUGUGUUUGAUCAGAACAAAGAUGGGUUCAUAGAUGCAAUGGAGUUACAGAGAGUUCUUCACAGUUUGGGUUUCUUGGGAGUAUUCAAGAUGGAGGACUGUAAAAGAAUGAUGGAAACCUUUGACACAAACAGAGAUGGAAGAAUUGAUUUCAAUGAAUUUCUCAAACUUACGGAGAACAGCUUCCAGUUGAAGCAGAGACACGGGUGACUUCAACU
Molecule: messenger RNA, 673 nt
Organism: Telopea speciosissima
Lineage: Eukaryota; Viridiplantae; Streptophyta; Magnoliopsida; Proteales; Proteaceae
Product: probable calcium-binding protein CML45
Exons: 2
Coding region: 63-665 (200 amino acids)
Molecular function (GO): calcium ion binding
Source: RefSeq, a predicted model, not a curated record